CUGCAGGACUUCAGUGGUGUCCCUCAAUGCCAAGCCUGGACUUAUUUUUUCUUUCUUUUUUAAUGAUUUUUCUGUUGAUCUCUUAGAGGUAUAAAGUUUGCGAACAGGAUGAUGCUGGAGCUGCAGAGCUCCGAUGACUGCAGCAGCUGUGGUGGUUGUAGUCGUGUAGACAUACAGAGCACUGAAGAGCUGGAGUGUAAGAUCUGCUACUGCAGCUACAACCUGGCCAGUCGGAGGCCCAAAGUGCUGGAGUGCUGCCACCGCCUGUGUUCCAAAUGCCUGACCAAGAUCCUGGACCUGGGUGAGUCGCCUCCCAAUGUGCUGGUGUGCCCGUUCUGCCGUUACGUCACCACGCUGCCGGGAGAGGCCGUGAGCAACCUGCCGGACGACUGCAACCUGGUUUCAUCGCUGGCCCUCCAAAGCCGAAACCAGAGGAACCUCCAGUUCCACCAGGAUGCUCCAGCCGAGCUCCUGCUCAGCCCCAGGCGCCUCAGCUCCAUCGUGAGCACCAACUCACCGGUGACGCCCUCCUCGGCCUCGCCCAACUUUGUGGUCAUCACCAUCAUGGAGCCUCCUCCUGCAGCCACGCCCAGCCGCGACCUUCGUCCCCAGCGCCAGCCACACGUCUCUCACGCGUCAGACAGGAGCUACCGCUCGUCCAGUCUGGACUCCAUGGCAUCCAUGACGCAGAGGUGGACGGUGUGGAACUGCGCAGCCCUCCUGUGCCAGACCUCGGCCCGGGUCCUGGUGUGGGUGCUGGGGCUCCUGUACUUCAGCUCGCUGCCGAUGGGAGUGUACCUGCUCAUCAUGCAGAGGACCACCGUCGGGGUGCUGCUUGUGAGCCUGGUUCCGGCCAGUCUGGUCAUGAUCAUGGUGUACGGUUUCUGCCAGUGUGUCUGCCAUGAGUUGUGGGACUGCAUGCCAUCAUAA
Molecule: messenger RNA, 930 nt
Organism: Salarias fasciatus (jewelled blenny)
Lineage: Eukaryota; Metazoa; Chordata; Actinopteri; Blenniiformes; Blenniidae
Gene: rnf182
Product: ring finger protein 182
Exons: 2
Coding region: 109-930 (273 amino acids)
Biological process (GO): protein ubiquitination
Cellular component (GO): cytoplasm
Molecular function (GO): ubiquitin-protein transferase activity
Source: RefSeq, a predicted model, not a curated record